GUUUAAUCUAUACAGUAAUAUUUCAACGGGCGAGUGUCAAGUGCUAAAAUUCGAGUUUUUUGACGGAAAAGAGAGAAAAUAUUGCAAAAAUGACGAGUGCUAUAACUGUUGGUACUUUAAUAAUAAAACUGGUGAAGUUGGUUCUUAACUUCAUUAUUAUUAUUAUGUACAGGGUGGGUUUUCAAGGUUACUUCUUAGGAGUUGGUGGAACCUGGAAUUUAAAUGAAGAAAAAAAUGCAGAUGCUGAAAUUGUGGCAUCGGGAAUUUUUGUUGGGUACAUCAUAUACACUGUGGUUUCUCUGAUUAGCUUUUGUUUUGCUGCAGGUGAUCAUAAAACAACCUUUACUGAUGUUUUAAUGAACGUUGUUGGGGUAUUUAUGUGGGUAGCAGUUGGUGCAACUGCUUUACAUUACUGGCAUGGUUAUCUGGCUGAACAUAAAUAUACCGCUAUAAACUCAGAAAGACAGGUUGGUUUAGUCAUGGGUUCUCUAUGUAUUAUAAACGGGGCAGCGUAUUUGGUAGACAGUGCACUUUCAAUUAUAUUCCUUCUGCAGACAAAAUUGGCAUAAUUUGUAAAAAAAAUGUAUUUACAUUUUAAUUGGCAUAACCCUUAUAUGACAUUUUUCAUUUUUAUACACACACACUAAAAACCAGUUUUUAUUUUAUAUAAAUCACAUCUAAACAUAGUCGUCUCGACGAAUGUUUU
Molecule: messenger RNA, 706 nt
Organism: Brassicogethes aeneus
Lineage: Eukaryota; Metazoa; Arthropoda; Insecta; Coleoptera; Nitidulidae
Source: the annotation of a GenBank genome assembly